GCUGCUUUGACGAACGGCUUAUGCGCAUUUUGUACGUUUUCCGCAUGCGCACAGUUGAGGUCUCAUACUGAAUGCGUUUGUUGUUGUGAUUAUAGGCUAAAGCGUCCCGGUGUAGUGUAGUAGUAGUAGUAGUAGUAGUAGUAGUCUCAUACUAAAUACUAAUAUUUUCGAUGUAGUCUUUGUUAGCCGCCAUUAAGGCAUUUGACAAUUGACGUCUGUCGGAGAUGUGUCCGUGAGUCUUUUGUGUGAGGCUUGUCCCGUUUCUAUCCGGUUAAGGCUAUAACAUCAGCUCGCUUCUUAUCGUUGUGCUUAGCCGUUCACCAGUCAUCGGUGUACAGUAAAGAUCUUUCUCACGUCCUGCCUGGCUGCUUGAUUAGGUGCUAACCUUUGCGCCGACGGUGAAAACGACACAGUCGCCGUUCCAGUGGAAUAGUGAAGAAGGUUUGCAAACGUAGUGUUGCAGGCCGAUUAUUGACUAUUGUGUGUGGACUGUACUGAUUUGUUUGAGCAACCAACGCUUGUAAUAUGGAAAUGUUCAAUAUAGAAGAAAUAGACAUUGAUGACCAGUCUGUAGUAACAAUUCAUUUCGAUGAUGAUGCUAAUGUCGAAAUGAACAAAUCAUAUUUAAUCGAAAAUAGUGCAUAUUUUCAAGCUAUGUUCAGUGGACGUUAUAUAGAAUCUCAAAUAGGACAUAGAAUACAUAUAAAGGAUAUAAGUCAUGUUGGUUUUAUGAAGGUCAUUAGCAGUUUAGAAAAUAAUCAAGUUAUUUUUAAUGGUUUAGAAGAUUUACUUCUUAUACUGGAAGUAUCACAACUUCUUCAGUUUUCUUAUAUAAUUUUUCAGUCUAUUAAAGUUAUCAAAGAAAAAUAUUUAUUUACAAUUAAUGCAGUAAAUAUAUUUCCAGUAGCUUCUAAGCUUGGAUUGAAGAAUUUAUUCGAUAAAGCACAUGCUUAUAUUUCGUACAACUUUACAACAAUAUUGAGAAAGAAUAAAGUUGGUUUCUUGAAACUAAAUGAACAAGAUUUACAAUUAUUGUUGAAAAACAUUAAUUUAAAUGUUGAAAAUGAAAAAGAAGUGUUUGAUUUGAUUAUGGAUUGGUGUUCAACGAACAAGAAUUACAAUUUUGAGUAUGAAUUAGCCGUUAAUUGUGUGUAUUUUAAUCGUAUGACUCAAGAACAUUUGAAACAUUGUAUUUCAAAAACUGAAAAUAUAGAUUUACAAAAUGUCAUCAAGCCGUUUAUAUAUUUUCCUAAAAAUAAUCAAGACAUAGUAAGUUUAAUUAAUCCGAUUAGAUGUAUUCCUUAUGUUUUGUGUGCUGUCAAAAAUGAAGAUGACGGCCAUGCUUUUAUGUACCGCUGGGAUUGGGGUAUUAGGCAGUUUGUAAAGUUUCUAAGAUUAGAUCCAUUGCCUCUUGAUACAAUUGGAUAUCAAGUAGUUAUCAAAGAUUUGGAUGUUUAUGUGUUGUCUGGUGAAAUUGCAUAUGGAAGAGGAAUGUGGAAUGUGGAUACGUGGAAGUAUAAUUUACUGACAGAACAGUGGAAAAGAUUACCAGAUUGUAAACCACUUCCUAGACGCCACGGAGUUGGAUAUUUUUGUGGCGAUAAUUUGAUUUUACUUGGAGGUGUUACCAAACACAGAUUGAUAAAUCAAGUUAUCGAACAUUAUGCCUAUGUAAAAGAGAGUGAUUCACUUGUUUUAGUUACCCAGAAACCAUUCCCAUGUUAUGCUCAUCAAAGAGAAUCGUUUGUUACUUUGGAGUAUAAGGGUAACUUGGCAUUGAUAACUAAAAACAAUAAUCCACAAUGGUUUUACCUAACUCUUGAUCCAUAUGACAAAAACGUUCAAAAUUGGAGUGGUCAUAGAAUUAAUUUAUUUGAAGUGGUUAUUUGUGGAAGCACUUAUAAUGACACUGUUUACAUUCUUGCUUAUGACAAAGAUCGGAUUAUUAGUUUACACAGUUAUUGUCCAAUGAAUAAGUUCUGCCAGAAGUUGAAAUCUUUUACUAUAAAAUAUGAUGAAAGUACUACUAUGUGUUCUAUUAAUGUUGAUAAAGUUAUGGUGUUUAAAAAUGAUACUCUUGAAUAUUAUUCGCUUAAUAAUGACUUCUUUAUAGAAUAUAAAAUUCAAUUGAAUUCCUUCCACUCUGACUAUUUAUUAAGUGUUCCUAUGUACUUAAAAACGACAUAUUAAAUUAAUUUAGUUAAAUAUUAUAAUUUAUAAUACUUAAUAUAUCUGUUGUGUACAAUUUAGAUGUAUGGAACUUUGUGAUGAUACAAACUACAAAGUUAAAAUUUAUAUGUUUUACUAUUUAAUAUGAUUUAUUUUCUUUAUUAAUUAUUAUCGUAUGAAUUAUAUUUUAUUUUCCAUUAAUUGUAUUUAUUUAUUUUAUAUUUUAUUAAACUUGAGUUAUAUUAUUGCAACAUUUAAUAUUUUCUUCAUGUAUUCAAAUAUAAUUUUUUUUUUCAACUUUUCUGUGAAUGAAUUAUGAAUCUAUAGUUCUAUAUAAUAUUUUUAUGAUCUUUGAUUUUUUUAUUAUUUGUUAUACAAUGUAUCAUGUUAUAUUUUAGAAUUUGUCAUUUUACAUUUCAUCAAACAUUUUUAAAAUAUUAAUUUAUUUACAAAAAAUAAUUUUGUUUGAUAAUAAUAAAAUAUUUAUUUGAUUAAGAAAAGUAUGUACACUCGACAGGCACGGCACUAGAAUUUUUUUCCAGGGGAGGCAGAGUGGGGCAAAUAUUUUUUUUACGUGGGCUAAAAUUUUUCAACAAAUACUGAGGUUAUUUUAAUGAAAUAUAAAUAUUUUCGUAUCAUAUAACAACAUAAUACAAUGAUUUGGGAUACGUUUAUUUGUUCAUUUUCAUCUAGUAAUUAGUACUCAAUAAAGGUAAUAAAAAAUAAAUAAAAGAUUUUUUCUUAUUUUACAAAUUUCAAAACACAUUUUAUUGAAAUUGUAGUAAAUUUUUUCCUUAUUAAACAAAUAAUAAAUUUAAUUUAUUCUUCAAUUUGUUUAGUUGUGACAAAUAUAUUAUAUAAGCUAAAUAUUGAUAUUUUACACAAUAUCUAUCGUACAUAUUUUUUAGUGGGGGGGCUGGCGAAGGGGCUGAUCUGUUUUCUGGGGGGCUAGAGCCCCACCUUGCCUCCCCUUGGCGCCGUGCCUGACACUCGGCCAUUCUGUAAUUUAUUGAUUUAAAUAAUUGUUUAAUUUUAAACAAGUUUUUAGCUCAACUGAAUGCGAUGCCCAACUAUAGGUAUACUAAGUAUGAGAGGUUUUUAUUGUCUUGCAUUUUAUAUCAUUCAUAAAUUAUUGUCCAUUUAAUAACUUAUUAUUUUGUUCAAUCACUCAAUGAUCAAUUUUAAAUGUACUAAUAAAUGAAUUAGUCAAUGAAUAUUAGGAAGGCCAAGUAAAAAUUAUUAAAAAUGUUAGUGUAAAGUAUUAAAUGUAAAAUAUAUAGCUGAUGAAUAUAUCUUGUUCUCUAUUGCAGCAAAAACAUAGUUAAAUGCUUAAUGGCAAAAACUUAAAAUUAAUAUUACAAUAUGGAUUAUGAUAAAUUUUAAUUCUUGAAAUCAAGAUGUAUAUGCUAUUAUAAUGUGCUAUGUUUUCUUAUUGUACAUGGUAUGUUCCAUUUUACAUUCUUUAAGUUUAUAUAUUGUAUAUAUCAGGGGUGGCCAGCGAGAAGAGACUUGCGAGCCACCAAAUGUAUUAAUGUAAUAUAUGGAAGAGCCAAAAUGUAAAAAAAAAAAGGUCAUAUUAUUAUAUAAUACAUAAAUUCAUGCUAAAAAAAUUUGUUUGUAAAAAUAUUAUGAUAAGAUGCGAGCCGCUAAAGUGUAUGUGGCCACCCCUGGUAUUUACCAUAUAUCAUAAUAUUUAAUUAUGCAAUGCAAAAAGUAUAUUUUAUUGAUUCUCGACAAUAUACCCAUAAUAAGAAUGUA
Molecule: messenger RNA, 3927 nt
Organism: Aphis gossypii (cotton aphid)
Lineage: Eukaryota; Metazoa; Arthropoda; Insecta; Hemiptera; Aphididae
Exons: 7
Coding region: 526-2190 (554 amino acids)
Molecular function (GO): protein binding
Source: RefSeq, a predicted model, not a curated record